Emiliania huxleyi CCMP1516 is the source of this 2274-nucleotide messenger RNA. RefSeq lists its product as hypothetical. The coding region runs from base 1 to 2274 and encodes 757 amino acids. Lineage: Eukaryota; Haptophyta; Isochrysidales; Noelaerhabdaceae. The record is from RefSeq and is a predicted model, not a curated record. The transcript has 4 exons. Gene Ontology annotation, molecular function: protein binding.
AUGGAACCGGAAUUCGCUGCUGAGCUCGAGGGACUCCUCGACCAGAUUGACUCGGACAGCAUGCAGGACCGCGAGUUUGCGGUGCUUGAGCUCGCGAGGCUGGUCGUCGCAAUCGAUGGCGAGCUAGCGCGCUCCUUUGGCCAGUACCUCCGCGUCUCUGGCAUGAUUGAGCCCCUCGUCGUGCUGCUCGACGAGCCGCUUCCGGCAGUGCACGACGCAGCCCUUCUCGUGAUCGGCUUGAUCGCCUCGGCGACGUUUGACCCGGCGGCGCUGAGGACAUGCAAAGCUGCCAGCGAGUUUGAUGCCAUCCCGCGCGUGCUCCCCCAUCUCUUCUCUGAGAGGCCCGCGACGAAGCUCCUGGCGGCGAUGGCAAUGCAGCACUGGUGCGAACACGGUCAGAUGGCGCGGCUGGCGCUGAAAAAGGGAGCGGGCAGAGCGCUGCAGCGGAUGCUGGCGGUGCAAGGAACGGCUGUCGGUGACGACCCGACCAACGACAAGAUCAGCCGCGUCGCCGCUAGGACGCUCACGAGCAUCGCCACUGUCAACCGCGACGCGGAGAGCGCUUAUUCGAUGCACAGAGCGACACAGGAGAGCCUCGAGGCGCUGGCGCGGCUGGACGCCACCCUAAUCAUCCAGGCUGGGGCGCGCCGCCUUUUGGCUCGUCGCCAGCCCCCUCCGGAGAAUCGGCCGUGGGCCAGUAGCCUGGCCGAGGCGAUCGCGGAGCGGCGCAAGUUUCACAGCGCCGCACUACUGAUGCAGACGGCGCUACGGCGCAGGGUGGCGCAGAGGCGCAUGGUCGAGCAGCGCGGCGCGUGCCGGAGGAUCCAGGCGGCGGCUCGCUUACGCCGCGUGAGGGCGGACCUUGAGCGAGAGCGGCAGGAGGUGCGGCUUAUCAUGUCAAGACUCGAGGCGGAGGCGCCAAAGCUCCGCUUGGCCGCCAGGAAGGCGUCUGAGGCGGUUGAGGCCUCCGAGAGGCAGGUGGAAGGGCUGCGGGCGAAGGGCGCCCGGGCGAGGGAGGGCAAGGCCGCGUCGGCGUUGCAGCUCAGCCUUCAGAGGGCGCUUGCCCAGCUCGCCGCUUGCCAGGCCAGAAAGGCGGUGCGGGUCGCCCUGGUAAAGGCCUCGAGCGCGGAGCUCCACUUCUCGCACGCUGCGCUUGAAGCCGUCUCGCUCGGCCAGAUGCGGAACCUGCGCGAGCACGCCCAUCAGGCGGCGCAGCUGCGCGCAAAGACGCUCGAGGCGGCUCGCGCGUCUGGGGCGCUCGGAUCGCCGUCGCCGAGCCCGGCCGCGCCCCAACCGGAGGCCACGCCGCCCAGCGGCCCCGCGACCAGCACGAGGGCGGCGGCCUCUGAGGUGGUGCCGGUGCGCACUUCGACCCUCAAGCGCGAGACGUGGCAGGCGUUGCAGGCGGGCGAGAUGGGGGGCGUCGACGCCGCGACAGUAAAGGCGUGGCGCGACGAGAUGAGCGAGCUCGCGGCGGCACGCCGAGCGAACGACGCCAAGCGACGCGUGGCACGCUGCGGCUCGUCCUCCGUGGCUCAGCCGCCCGGAGCGAGUGAGGAUGAUGUCUCUGCGAAGGACCUCGCGACCGUCAAGGCGGAGGCGAAGCACCGCGCCCUGCAGCGGGCGCGGGCCAGGCACCGGCUGGCGGAGAGUGCUGAGCGGGCGGCCAUCACGCGGGAGAGGGCGCGCGAAAAGCAGAUCCAGGCGGCGCUGGAGCACCAGAUCCGCAAGGCGCGCGUGGAGGAGCGCGCGUGGAAGGACGCCACGCGGCGCGUCGUCGCCAACCGGAGACGGCCACCCGCACCUGGACCUCUGCCGCAGCAGAGGGGUCCCUCUUCGGAGCGGCACGGUUCGGGAGGAGCAGCCACGCGCAGCAGCGGCCGGGAGGGGAUCCACAGCGGCGGCACUAGCGGCCGGGAGCGCCGACGCAACGGCGGGACUGGCGCGCGGGGACAGGCUCCUCCGGAGGAGGCGGCUGGCGCCCGGAGCCUCGCUGCUCUGGCCAGCUCGAGAGCUCCCGCCCCAUCCUUGGCCGCCGCUUUGCCCAGUCCUUGCCUCGUGGCCGACCCGCGAACGCUGCCCGAGCAGCUGAUGGUACCGUGGGCGAUCCUCCCUCGCCGAGUCCGCGGCCUCGCGAUGCGCCACGGAUACACGCACGUCUCGUGGGACCUCGAGACGAUGGCGCUGAUCCAGCAGACGAGUGUCAGCCAGUGGCUUGCAUCACCCGGAGGUGCGGGCGACAACGGGAGCGCGGACGCGAGGUCAGUGACAUAG